Labeo rohita (rohu) is the source of this 840-nucleotide messenger RNA. Its product is annotated as 2-oxoglutarate receptor 1-like. NCBI's taxonomy places the organism in Eukaryota, Metazoa, Chordata, Actinopteri, Cypriniformes, Cyprinidae. Gene Ontology annotation, cellular component: membrane. The transcript has a single exon. The record is from RefSeq and is a predicted model, not a curated record. Gene Ontology annotation, biological process: positive regulation of Rho protein signal transduction; phospholipase C-activating G protein-coupled receptor signaling pathway. Gene Ontology annotation, molecular function: G protein-coupled receptor activity. Bases 1 to 840 code for a protein of 279 amino acids.
AUGAAUAACUCUACAGUGAACUUCACCACACCUGAAACAUCUACAAACUUCACAACUCAAUCCAUUGGGCUAAUGGACCGUGUUGAAAUCUGUGUGUACGGCAUCAGUUUGCUGUUUGGUUUUCCUAUGCACACUUAUGUUAUAUGGCUCAUUGUGACAGGAACAGGAGUUGCAUCAGAGUUCCUCAACCUUAAUCUGUCUGUUUGCGAGUUUAUUAAUUGUCUGAAUAGUUUGGUCUCUAUACUAUCAAUUUGCUUUUCAAAUCACACAAUGCUACCACUGGUUUUACAAGGACUUGUCUUCACUGGUUGUUCACUGUUUCAGUCUCUGAUCUGCGUUGAGCGUUACCUGGCAGUGGUUCAUCCUGUAACCUUUCUGAAGUACAAACCUCUCAGAUAUAGAGUGAUCUGCUGCUCUGCAGCCUGGAUAAUCACUCUUGGCUCCUGUUUGUCCUGCAUAUUCAUUAUAGCAUCACUAAAAAUGCUUGCAUAUAUAUGGUUCUUCUCAACACAGUUCCUCCUCUUUCUCUCCAUCCAGUGGUUUUGUCUUGUGGCUGUUCUUAGAGCUCUGAAGCAGACAGGACCAGGAGAGAGAAUGAGAGAGAGAAAUAAGAAAGACCACAUGAAGAGAAGAGCGUUUCAUAUCAUUCUAAUAACUACUGUGAGCAUGACUGUUAUGCAUGUCCCAUUUACCGUCACAGGAUUUUUGACCUUUCAGACACAACAGAAUGGUCAUGCACUUUGGAACAUAGGUUUAUCAUUUUAUGUAUUAGCUAGUUUUGUUCAGCCUGUUCUUUAUCUGCAUCGGACUGGAAAACUCUCCUGCCUCUGUACCUCAUAA